UGUUGAAAAUAAAAAGCUUUUAAAAAUGUUCUAUGUCUAAAGAUUAACUCUCUAUUUUUCCCCUAUAGGAACUAUGUUGAGCCCUGAAACAAAUCAAAGUGAUGUGAUCACAUUCAUCCUCUUAGGUUUCUCUGAUAAUCCAGAGCUUCAGGUCCCACUAUUCCUGGUGUUCCUUGCUAUUUAUAUUGUGACUGUGGUGGGGAAUCUGGGAAUGAUUAUCAUCAUCAAGAUCAACCCCAAACUCCACACUCCUAUGUACUUUUUCCUCAGCCAUUUGUCCUUUGUGGAUUUCUGUUAUUCUAUUGCUGUUACUCCCAAGCUGCUAGCAAACUUGGCUGUGGCAGACAGAACUAUAUCUUUCAAGGGGUGUAUCACCCAGUUCUUUUUUGCUUGCACCUUUGUGGUAACAGAAACAUUUGUGUUGGCAGUGAUGGCCUAUGAUCGGGUUGUAGCCAUUUCUAAUCCCUUGAAGUACACAGUUGUCAUGUCCCAGACACUUUGCAUCCUACUGGUGACAGGAGCAUAUGUAUGGGGCAUUAUUUCUUCACUUGUCGUCACUUCCUCCCUCCUUUCAUUAUCUUUUUGUCGAUUUAGCAUCCUGAAUAAUUUUGUCUGUGAAUACUCUGUCAUUCUCUCUGCUUCUUGCUCUGAUACUUAUAUUAGUGAAAUGCUUCUUUUUACCUUUGCUACCUUCAAUGAAAUGAGUACACUUGUAAUCAUCCUUACCUCUUAUCUUUUUAUCUUUGUUACUGUCCUGCAGAUGCAUUCAGUGAGUGGGAGGCGUAAAGCCUUCUCCACAUGCACCUCACAUUUCGUGGCCAUCACUAUUUAUCAUGGGACAAUUCUUUUCCUUUAUUGUGUGCCUAGAAGUCAGAACUUAAAGGAGGAGAUCAAAGUAGCUUCUAUCUUUUAUACUGUGGUAAUCCCUAUGCUGAACCCCCUGAUCUAUAGUCUGAGAAACAAAGAUGUGAAGGAAACAGUUAGCAAUUUAAAGGUUACCAAAAUCUUGCCUCAAUUAAUUCAUUCUCAUUAAUUCUUUGUUCUCAUAGCCUAAUUGUACAUUGAACCCUCCUCCAUGCUUUAACAAUACUAGCCUUUGUUCUGUUCAUUGCAUAGAGUUCAUUUUCCCUCUUAGUGCUUUGUACUUGUCAUGGCCCUUGGAAAAUAAAAAUGUAUUUCCUCCUUAUCUCCCAUAAUUUUGCUCUUCUUUAUGGACACAGUUCAAACACCACCUUUUACACAACGACAACCAUUCAGUUUCCAGUUUUUA
Sarcophilus harrisii (Tasmanian devil) is the source of this 1270-nucleotide messenger RNA. RefSeq names its product olfactory receptor 5D18-like. NCBI's taxonomy places the organism in Eukaryota, Metazoa, Chordata, Mammalia, Dasyuromorphia, Dasyuridae. Gene Ontology annotation, cellular component: membrane. Gene Ontology annotation, biological process: G protein-coupled receptor signaling pathway; sensory perception of smell. Gene Ontology annotation, molecular function: G protein-coupled receptor activity; olfactory receptor activity; odorant binding. The coding region runs from base 74 to 1033 and encodes 319 amino acids. The record is from RefSeq and is a predicted model, not a curated record. The transcript has a single exon.